Penicillium cinerascens is the source of this 480-nucleotide messenger RNA. RefSeq names its product SRPBCC family protein. Bases 1 to 480 code for a protein of 159 amino acids. The transcript has a single exon. Lineage: Eukaryota; Fungi; Ascomycota; Eurotiomycetes; Eurotiales; Aspergillaceae. The record is from RefSeq and is a predicted model, not a curated record.
AUGAGCUCCGCAAACAAUGUCGCCUUCACGGCACCCAUUAACCCGCCGGGUUCCACCCCACUUUCGCGCGACCAAAUCUGGGCCGGCCUCCUCCUCAAGAUUCGCUCCGCCGAGACCUUCGUGUCCGCCGCAAUCCAAUCCACAGACGUGCUAAGCGAAAGCACAUCCCCCUCCGGCAACGCCGUGACCGUUCGCGAAAUCCUGUUCCGCGAAGGCCAGAAGAGAGUCAAGGAGACGGUGACUGCGUUUGAGAAAUGUCGCGUGGAAUUUGAGCAGCCGGACGGAAGCCGCAUCAGCAACGUUGUCAGUGAGGGUGCUGGUGGGGUGCUGUACAUGACUUAUAUCUUUGAAUGGAGGCAUCCUGGAGUCGGGGCGGAGGAGAUGCAGGCGUUGCUGAAGAAGGAGAAGAAAAUGAGUCAGAUGGCCGUUGAGGGGACUAUCAAGGUGUUGAGGCAGUUGGUUGAGGAGAAGAAGCUUUGA